AUGCAAUUGCUAUCUGCAGACUUCCUGUACAUAUACCCCUCGCCAACUGGAAACAACACCAUCACGCUAUGCGCAGAAGACCUGAAUACGCUUCAACCCGGUGCUUUGUUGAACGACAAAGUAGUGAAUCUUUGGCUCAGGCACAUACGAAGCGGCUGCGAGAAGACAGCGGCCAACGUUCUCGUCAUGGACUCGUACUUCAUGACGCUCCUGCACGACAUGUUCAAGGCGGAAAGCGAAAACAUAGGGGACGCCAACGACAUUUUCAACAAGCUCCUGCGCUUUGACGGCUUCAAACUGAUCUUCGAGCACACAUUUGUCCUUUUUCCAUAUUGCCAAAGGUCGCACUGGAGUCUGCUCCUCCUUAAGAACAAAGCCUGCAAGGGGAGCGCUCGUCAAAGUCCGGCAGCCCUUCUUCAUUUCGAUUCCAGGCCAGGGCUUCAUCGGUCCGUUGAUACGUUGUUCCGAAGUGAGCUGGGUGCGUGCAAGAGCAAGAUGGGGGUAGAAGCUCAGGUGGCACCACACAGCCUCUCAAUUGACAGGUUGGUGCCUCUGGCGUCAUACCCAGACUUUGUUGUGGAUCAGAUGCUGCUUCUUAGCCGCUCUGAGGAAACUCAGAAGCACUGCCACAGCUGCAACCACAGGCUGUGGGACCUGCAGGGGACGGAGGGCGGCACAAUCCUCGUUUGCAAGAAGCGAGCAGCGGUAGACCGGGAGGGGUUUAUCAUAUGCCAAGCGCAGAACUGCCCCCAAUACGCCGGAGCCGGUGACCAGCGGUCACGCAGGAUCUUUUGCCUGAGAUGCACGACACUGCGGGAGAGGGGUGGGGGGGCAAUAGCUUUCGAUGCCUGCUUCGGUGUGAGGGAGGGGGGCGGCUUCGAACAGCUGCUGCAGGAGUGCCUUCAUUGCAGGAGCGGGUCUGGCAAGCAGUGCAAGCGGGGAGACACAGACGACAGCACCUGUCCUAGGUUGAUCCACCAACGGGAUUUCGAGAAGCCUCAGAAGCGGACGGCGCCCAUCCCUGAUACCAAACCCCUAGCCCCUUACGCAUACCCCGGCCUCCGUUACAUGGCCUCCCACCUGCCAUGGCUCCCUUUGCCUGAUCAGUGGUUCUCCACCCAUGGACUCGCUCCAGAGCCCGUGCCCAGAGUCCGGCUGCCGUGGGAGCCCUAUCCCCACCACUGGCUGUUCUUUUCCCCAAAACAGCCCCCCAAAGGGACGCCUUUCCACACACUCCUUCCUACUUCCCCAAAGCACGGGCACCGCACUCACCUGUGGCCAUUCCCAGAGUUACCCCCUCAGGAGUCUGUGUUCUACGUCCACCCAAGCAGCUGCCUUCCACCAGCCUUCUUGGCAUGCGAACCAGCCUCUCUCCCACCAGAGGGCCUCUCCUACGAGCCCCAGCCACCGUACUCUUCCGGCGUCUUCUUCUACGGACGGGACCCCAGUCUGUUUGCUCUCUUCGAAGCAGCAAAGGAUGCCCCACAGUCGGAGUCAAGGAAGCAUGCAAAGAGAUCUCCUGAAGUCAAGGUGCAACGCUGCGAGGAGAUCCCUGCUGCUGUCUACACCCGCGAGCUGCCGUUGCUGGUUGAGGCCUUCAGGGCCAGGGCUGCGCAGGGCUGCCCCCUGCACACCGGUCCUCUGCGGGGCAACUACAUGCUCAUUGCUAACAUCGAGCAGAAGUGGGAGGGGGAGGGCGGGGAGAGGGCUCUGCGAGCUCGCAUUGUUGAGCCGGACCUGAAGACUGGGGCUGGGGGAAAGAACCCUGUCCGGACCCUCUGGCCUGUAAAGGUCCGGUUUGGGGUGGCCUCGGGGGGUGGCACAAGCCUGACGUGCAACUGCAAGCUCAAAGGCCCGGAAGACAAGUGCUACCACGUUGGCGUGCUGGAGGCUCUGACCGACCUGAGCACGCUGGACGUGUGGACAACAGGCACGACGCAUGAAGGGGUGGAGACAGUCCGGCGGGGGGCACGUGCCGUAAACUGGAGGGCUUUGGAAGGACAGAGCACAGUGGCUCUGACUUACGAAGCUGCUGCUGUCACCAUCUACAUUGUCCACAGCGGGUCCUCUGGGACGCUGGUGGCCAGGCGAGAGCUUGGCGACAGCGAUGAUGAGGCGCAGACGGCCAAGCCGAGGGGGAGGGGGGGCAAGUUCAGGGGGCGGGCGGUUAAACAGGGGCAGGCGGCUAACCCCGGAGACGAGUGGUUCUGCGAAGCGUGCACAUUGGGGCAGAUGGAUCUGCACGGGCGGUGCAUACACUCGUAUCAGCUGGCGGGGCUGACCAAGGAGGAGUGGCAGCCGCAGGGGGAAGGUGUCCGGGUGCCUGAAACUGCGGAGGAGGUGUGGGGUCUCAACUUUGGCGUCAAGCCUUAUCCCAAGCUGGGAACAGCAGCCACUAUUGUGUGCACUUCCUGCCCCAGAGGUGCUGACAGAGAGUCUGCUAAGGUAACCCAGGCAAGGACGUGCCCCCACCUAGCCAGCCUGUCCCCCAUUCCCACAGUGACCCCCCGAAGCGCAGAGGACCUUCGGACGGACCCGAUCAUCUUCGGGGAGCAUUUGAAGGUUGCUCACGUGUGCACCCAUGAGUGCCAGCUCAGGCCAUGCGGCCAGCUGCCCCCGAGGGAUAACGAGCUCAACCAAGCAGCUGAGCAGGGGACCAGCCUGGAAGACACGCGCCGCUGGAGCCGGGAGGGGCGUUUCUGCCAAGCCCGCCCCGUCACCCCAGCCCCUUGUGGGGCGCCGUGGCAUCUGAAAUGGAACGGGGAAGGCAGGCUGAUCAAAGCGAACGCGCUGCACGCAAUCGACAUCGGCACGUGGUGGUGCGGCCGCUGCAGGAUGGGGUGUACCCUGAAGUACGACGCCGCUGCGGACGGUCUCUACUACCUAACUCCACAGACCCUCGUCACCCAGGAGGUGCUGAAGAGCAUGGAGGAUGACCUGCUGCAAAAGGCAGCCUCCUUCCAACAGAUUGUGCGUGGCUGGGAGGGCAAAGCCCUGAGGACGUUCACAGAUGGCGAGCAGGACACCCGCAUGCUGUGUGAGGACAAGGCGCGUCAGGGCAUCGAGCGCUACUUGCAGCACUUGGAUGACCACCUGGUCGAGCAGUGGCGGAAGGAAGCCAGGCUCGAGCCCACCAGCGUCGUGGAGAGACCCCCUCACAAGCCAGAGUUCAAGCCAGAGAGCGGGCAACCUGGAGGCAAAGGCUACGUCUUGUUCGUCCCCCCUGAGAAUCCUCUUGAUCUGAAGGACGCCCUGCUCACAAAGUUCUUCAGGGCCGAUGACCGAGUUGGGGGACAUGCUGGGGGCGAUUACGAGGGACGGGUUUCUGGCUAUAAUUUUGAGAAGGAGCAGUGGAAGAUUGCGUAUGACGACGAAGACCGUGAAACCAUGUGCUUCAAGGAGCUGGCCCCUCUUGUGCACACUCUCCCUGAGGGCUACGUUGACAACAACCCAGAUCCCACCGGCAGGGGGCACCCGGUCCCACCCUUCGCUCAAACAAUUGGGGCAAACGUGCUCCUUCAAAGACCGACUUGGAAUAGAGAGUACAGGGGACAGGUGAUGGAGCGGGUGGGGCCCAGGCCGCUCAGCAACGGGGAAAGCGGUUAUGUGUACCAGGUCAAGUUCGAGGACGACACGGUAGAAGACUUGGAGUUUGAGGAAGUCAAGGCAGCGCGCCAGCGAUUCCAAGACAGCGAGUUUGGCAACAGCGACGCCCCCACGCUGACCCAGGUCCUUCAGGCAGCCCCACUGAGCCCCUACUCUCUCCAGUGCCUCUGCUCUGAUGAAGACCCCGUGUUACUCCUGCCUACAAAGGGGAGCAAGCAGACAGUCACAGAGAAGAUGAAGCUGAUUCCACGAGGCGUCAAGCGGAAGAAGGAUAAGAAGACCGGGCAACCGAUCGGACCCAAGACCGGACCGCGCACUCAGCUCCUGCGCUGGAGCCAGGCGCUUGUCAUGUGGCCGGAAGAUAGCAAGAAGGUCACGGCAGGGACUCCAAUCGAGGGCAACGAGGUCUUCAAGAGCGCAGCAGAGUAUGUGGCUAUGCUGCCACAGCUCCCCCGGUGCGUCCGGCGGUUGGUUGAGUAUGUCGUGGGGGCUGGGCAUGGAAUCACCGUGCGGAAGAUGGGGUGCCCGGAGGGGCCCUGGAGGAACCUCUUCUACCAUCUCGGGUCGCCUGAGUCAGAUGACGUCCUCAUCUGCAAGGACGUGCAGAGCACAGUGUUGCGGUUGCUCCUGGGCAAGAGUGCUGGGCCUGUCACACUCACUGCAGAUCAGCGGAAGGAUCUGAGGGAGAAGUCCCCAGUCCUGGCUAAGGUCUUGCAGGAGGGGGCGCAGAUGUCCGAUGGAGGCUACUGGAUAUCAAAGGAGUUGCUCGACGCUCUCGAGUCGCUCCUCAUCCACCUUCUUCAGAUGUCCUACUUUGCGGUGGACCUUGACUGUGGGACUCGGGCUGUCGAGCUGCUAAAGGAGGCACUCGCGGCCUCUGCUGACUGGGGGGCACAGCGCGGGGAGCACCUGGAGCGCUACGUGGAGAAGAUAGAGAGGCUCAUGUACCGGAAGUUCUGGUUCAAGUUCAUGGAAGAGAAGGCAUGCAAUCUGGGGCCUAACGCUCUAAGCUAUGCCCAAAACGCAGCGCGCUUGUGUUCCUACUCGGUUGUUCGGCCCGUCACGCAAAACCCCGCCCUGGACAAGGUGAACGGAAGAGCGCUAAAGAGUCAGAGGAACAAGAAGUGCACAGGGAACUACGCCCCCAACGUGGAGCCACGGUUGAAGAAAUCCCUCCAGAAAAAGGUCGAGAACUCGCAGCGGUACAUCGACAAUCUUGCGAUUAUGUCCUGCGGGCACGGGGUUGUACUGGACUACAUCAUUGGUCUUGAGCCGGAGUCUGUGAAAGAUGUCAUUGUAUAUCUGGAGACCCGAUUCAAAUACCACCCCCCCAAGCUCAUCAUCAACGACAACUCCUGCCAGGUGGAACGCAACGGAAAGCUUCGCAACCCCAACUUCAUCGCGGGGUCAUCUUUCUGUCUGGAUGGUUUCCACGGAUAUGGGCACCGGUGCACGAGGCACUACAUCCUGGGAGAGCGCUUUCCGGAGGCAAAGGACGAGACAUCAGUCGUAGAACAUAUCAAUGACUGGCUGGCGGACUGGGAGAAAGUCUUCUACAACAUGAGGACGGACACCCUCCAGCUUUUGCUCAACUUCAUCAUCCGUGCUCGAAACCACAAGAAGAACGAGGCCUUCAGGUCCCGACUUCUGCGUCUGAAUUAA
Molecule: messenger RNA, 5268 nt
Organism: Klebsormidium nitens
Lineage: Eukaryota; Viridiplantae; Streptophyta; Klebsormidiophyceae; Klebsormidiales; Klebsormidiaceae
Source: the annotation of a GenBank genome assembly